Acytostelium subglobosum LB1 is the source of this 825-nucleotide messenger RNA. RefSeq lists its product as hypothetical. The coding region runs from base 1 to 825 and encodes 274 amino acids. The transcript has a single exon. The record is from RefSeq and is a predicted model, not a curated record. Lineage: Eukaryota; Evosea; Eumycetozoa; Acytosteliales; Acytosteliaceae. Gene Ontology annotation, molecular function: formimidoylglutamase activity; agmatinase activity; metal ion binding.
AUGUUGGGCUUUGCAAGUGAUGAAGGUGUGCGGAGGAAUAAGGGCAGAAGGGGUGCUGCCGCGGCACCGGAUGCCAUCCGACGACUGCUUGCAAACAUGGCCGCUCAUAGUGGACAUCAUAAUAUUGUAGACUAUGGAACAUUGACCACCGAGGAUGACGACCUGGAGUCGAUGCAGAGUAACUUGGCCACACGAGUGACCGAGGUUCAAAAGAGUGGUCAAUGUACGUUGGUUUUGGGCGGUGGUCACGAGACUGCCUAUGCUCACGGACUUGGACUAUACGAAGCUCAUCCAGAAGCAAAAGUUGGAAUCAUUAACUUUGAUGCACAUCUCGAUCUGCGGACGAAUGAUCGGUCGACCUCUGGCACACCAUUCCGACAACUACACGAGUACUGCAUGAGGACGCGACGUCCAUUCAACUACAUGGUCAUUGGCGCGAGUCUGGCCUCAAACACAGUGACACUGGCCAAUGAUGCCAAACGAUUUGGUGUCAAAGUCAUUUGGGAUACAUGCUUUAUGGAGCUUUCAAGGCAAGACAUCGAGAAACAAGUUACAGAGUUUAUUAAUGGCUGUGAUGUACUAUACUUGACAAUUGACCUGGACGUGCUCCCUGCUUGGCAGAUGCCUGGUGUGUCUGCACCUGCGUCUCUAGGUGUUUCAAUUGAUCACUUGUUACCAUUGAUCACCAAGGUUUGCCAUGCAAGUUCAUUAAGAGCUGUGGACCUCGUUGAAUACAAUCCAUCCACUGAUAUACAACAAAUUGGUGGUAGGCUAGCGGCAAGAAUAGCAUGGCAUAUACUACAUCACUGGGAGCGAGUGGAGUAA